Messenger RNA from Sclerotinia sclerotiorum 1980 UF-70, 477 nucleotides. RefSeq lists its product with no specific name. The record is from RefSeq and is a predicted model, not a curated record. The transcript has 2 exons. The coding region runs from base 1 to 477 and encodes 158 amino acids. NCBI's taxonomy places the organism in Eukaryota, Fungi, Ascomycota, Leotiomycetes, Helotiales, Sclerotiniaceae.
AUGAGUACAUCUCCCUCAUCAGCAGAGACAGAAAUGUCACUCACAAGUGAUUAUGAGAGAUUGAACUCAAUCACUACGGAGGACUCAAGGACGAGCGAAUCAGACGAUAUCAAGAGUGCAACUAAGGGGAAAGGAAUGCCAUUGGGUAUCCAACAAACUCAGUCAACUCCGACAUUUCUAAGGCGAGAGAGAUCAUCAACACUUUCAAUGUUGAUGAGACGGCAAACUGAUGAGGAAUCGGUUGACAGUGGACCGAAGUCUGCGGGGUUUUUGGAUAAGAGGUCGAGAUUUGAUGGGACGAGGAACAGAGGGAAGGCAGGAAAGAAGGACGGAGUUAAGAGGAGACAUUCUGGUAAUGAACGUGCGAAUGUUUAUACUCAAUGCGGACGACAUUCAGACGACUGGUUAUUUGGAGGGUUUUCUGUUUCGGGUGCAGUGAAGAGAAUUUGGCAGAAGGAUGGCAAAGAUUCUGGUUGA